Messenger RNA from Caenorhabditis angaria, 2116 nucleotides. NCBI's taxonomy places the organism in Eukaryota, Metazoa, Nematoda, Chromadorea, Rhabditida, Rhabditidae. The record is from the annotation of a GenBank genome assembly.
AUGUCUGAUAUCGAAAUAAUCGAAAUCUCUGAACCACAAGGAAUUGGGAGGAAAAGACAUCGAACUAGAUCUAGAAACAGUAAAUAUAGACAAGAAAGAAAGGAUGAGUUCAAAACUGGUCGAAAACGAACAUCUUCGGGGCUUAUUGAGGAUAGUCGAACAAUGAAAGGAACUGAAACACAUUUCAAGGAUUUUGUGUUGGAUCGAACUGAAACGCCGCAGAGGAAAAUGUUGGAGGAGGACGUGGAUUUGGAAAUUGAAACUUUGUGGGUUUAUUUUUCCGGAUCAAAAAUGUUUACGCCUGGAGAGGGGUCCAAAAAUGCACAUUGAAAACUUAAUCAUGAAACUUAUGAUUCAAGUAGGAAAAAAAAUAUUUUAAAUUGUUUUUUGACAAAAAAAUUCGAUUCAGCUAAAUCGGAAAUUUGAAGUAACCUUAAAAAUACGAUUGCUCAUUUUAAUCCAUAAAAUUGAGCUAGAUUUAAAAAUCGGAAAUUUGAAGUAACUUCAAAUAUACCAUUGCUCAUUUUAAUUCAAAAAAUCAGCGUGAACUGCAUUUUAUAAAUCAAAUUUUCAGAACACCCAGUGCUUGGAAUGAAAGUCUACAACAAUCUUUGCUUGGAGAAUGUUCGGCCAAUUCGGAACCACCCAAAAAAAGGUUCAGAAAACCUGUGAGCUCACUCAUUUUCUUAUUCAUUUUUCUAUAUUUUUCUCAUUUUCCAGAUUUGUUAUAACUGCGAUGGAUCACAUAGAUUAGCAGAUUGUGAAAAACCUCGGGAUUUUCGACGAAUCUCGCAAAAACAAAGUGAACAAGCCGAUGAAAUGUGUGUAUUUGGGUACAAUUUGUGUAUUUGAAUACAAAAUUGAUUUUUUCAGAAGGCGGAGGCAACUGAGCUAUGCAAGAUAUACGGAUAAGGAUCAGAAAGAGAAAUGUUUCAAACCUGGAGAUAUAAGUGAUAAUUUGAGAUUUGCCUUAGGUAAGAAUUUUUAUAAGUGCUUGAAAUUUCAAAAAAAAAAAAUUCAGGUUUGAAUCAACACGACAUUCCUGAAUAUAUUUAUCGAAUGCGAAGAAUGGGAUUUGUCAAAGGAUAUCCUCCAGGUUAUCUCAAAAAAGCUAUCAAGAAUUCGGAGGCGCCUUUAAAAUUCAUCGAAAUUGCGGAUAAAUUUGAGAAAGAUGAGAAAGAGGCACCGCUUUUAGACCCAACAAAAAUGAUUAGUUAUAUGGGCUUCAAUGGAACUUAUAAGAAGUUGAAAGAUGUAAGUUUUUCUGGAAUAAAAUUUCUUGAUCUUGAAAUCCUAAUUUCAAUUUUUUCAGCUUGAAGACUUCAAAAUACCACCAAUUGAUGUGUUUUGUGAUAAAUAUCAAGAAGAGCUUCAAAUCUUGUUCAAAAGCCAGAAGAAAAAAGAGAAAAAGGAAUCUAAAAGUAAAAAGUUAAUAUUUAAAGAAAUAUCAAAUUUUAUAAAUUUUCAGAGCACAUCAAAUUCACAGACGAUGAAGAUGAUUGUAUAAUUAUUGAUAAAGAAGCAUCUGAAACAGCUGGAAAAUGUGUUUUGCCUGGAGAAGAAGCUGAAAUUAGCAUUCUCGCGAAAAAUGAGCAGAUUGAAGAAGAAGCUGAUGAAUUUAGUAGGAUUGAAGAUGAAACUUUGAAUGAGGUUUGUUUUUUUUCAAACCUCACUAAAGAACCUGGAGCAGUGGAUAAAAAAUUUCUCACCUGGUUUCAUUUUUGAAAAUUACCCACCUAAAAAUGUUACCCACCUGAGGCACGCGUUUAAAAAAACCCUUAAAAAUUUUGCCCUACUAUGUUUUCAAAAAAACCUCCCACUUGGAAUUCCAAGUCUUGGUGAAGUAAAAAUUUCUUCAAAAAAAUCAUCCGAAUACAUUUCCAGGGUGAUUCGAUGUUUGUCUCAAUUGGAACUCCGGUUUUCGCCAAAGACUCUCUCAAUCUCCCAUCAAUUGAUGCAUUUGCUGUUGGAAUUCUACCGUUUGAAGCUCGAGAAGAAUGUACAGAUAAUAAAGGUUGGAAUUUUCUCUCUAAGUUUUUGAAAAUUUUAAAAUUCAAAACAAAUUUCAGGCAUCUUCAAGCGAUUGAUGAGUAAAUUGAAAUCGAAAUUGGAAUAA